AUGGUCGUCAUCAUCACGGACGGCGAGUCGCGCAUGGCAAGGAGACAGUGGCUGCUGCCGAGUCACUGCCAGAGCAAGAACGUCACGGUGUUCGCCAUCGGGAUUGAACGAUUCAUAGUGGGAUCAUGUGCUUCAGCUAGUACAACCACCCCAGCUGCUACUACCACCACUACAUUAACGACAACAACAACCCAAAGCUCUACUACAACAACUACAACUCCAACCACAACGACGACCAUUCCAACAACUACAACUCCAACCACAACGACGACCAUUCCAACAACUACAACAACUACUCCCACAACAAUGACUACUACAUCUACAUCAGAGACCACCGAGCCCAAUGAUAUUCAGGGAGACACGGACACUGCCGCCUGCAUCAACCGUCCAGCUGAUGUUUACUUCGUGCUCGACUCCUCCAGCAGCAUCUGGGUUCACGAUUUCGAAACGAGCAUGCUGCAGUUCGUGCGCAACGUCAUCGACAUCUACGACAUCGGCGCCGACAGGACUCGCGUGGGCAUCAUCACCUUCAGCGACAAACCCCGCACGGUCUUCGGCCUCGAAGCGCACGUGCAAAAAGAGGAACUGCUGAAGGCCGUGAACAGCAAGAGUGUUAAGUACGAGCCAGGGCUGACGUACACAGCCGAGGCCCUGCAGACGGCACGCAUGAACUUGUUCCAAGAAGGGCGCCAGAACGCCGACCACGUCCUCAUCCUCAUCACCGACGGGCAGUCUAAGGACCCCAACGCUACUCUAAUGACAGCACGCGCAGCGCACGAGGACGGAGUCACGGUCUUUACGGUAGGCGUGGGCAGUGGAGUGGACGUUGGUGAGCUGCACGGCGUGGCCUCCAAGCCUAGUGAAGACUUUACCUUCAUGGUCGACGACUUCAAGGGCCUGGACUCAUACAAGGCUAUCCUCGCUGCCCGCACUUGCGGCGCCAACGCCACCCUGGUACCACCUAUUCUUACUCUUUUCUGCAGCCUGCAAGAUGAAUCAUGCCGACAUCAUUUUCGCGUACGACUGGAGCAUGCUGGGAGGCGUCGUGUCGACUCAGAUCAUUUCCACUAUUCAUCGCGUUUCCGCUACUUUUGA
Pomacea canaliculata is the source of this 1095-nucleotide messenger RNA. RefSeq names its product collagen alpha-1(XXII) chain-like. The transcript has 6 exons. The record is from RefSeq and is a predicted model, not a curated record. Lineage: Eukaryota; Metazoa; Mollusca; Gastropoda; Architaenioglossa; Ampullariidae. Bases 1 to 1095 code for a protein of 364 amino acids.